Telopea speciosissima is the source of this 942-nucleotide messenger RNA. RefSeq names its product HMG-Y-related protein A-like. Gene Ontology annotation, cellular component: nucleosome; nucleolus; nucleus. Gene Ontology annotation, molecular function: double-stranded DNA binding; nucleosomal DNA binding. NCBI's taxonomy places the organism in Eukaryota, Viridiplantae, Streptophyta, Magnoliopsida, Proteales, Proteaceae. The transcript has 3 exons. Gene Ontology annotation, biological process: nucleosome assembly; negative regulation of DNA recombination; chromosome condensation. The coding region runs from base 16 to 942 and encodes 308 amino acids. The record is from RefSeq and is a predicted model, not a curated record.
CUCUCUCUUACUCGCAUGGAGUUGUCAACAUUUCCUCCGGCGAGCACCGGAGAUCUUCCAGCUCCGAAUAACAUGAAUUCUCCGACAGCUCUUCCAGCUCCGACCAAUGAAGCUGAAGCAUCUCUCCCAUCUCGCUUGGAUUUGUCCACCGCUUUAAUCACAACCACUCAAGCUGCUCCUGCGGUUAUAGCUAACGCUGCCCCUCCGAGUCACAGCUCUACCCCAAACCAUCCUCCUUAUGCAGAGAUGAUUACUACUGCAAUUAGAGCUCUUCACGAUAGAAAGGGUUCAAGCAAGAUUGCCAUAAAGAAGUAUAUAGAUGCGACCUACUCAAAUCUUCCAUCUGCUCAUGCAUCUCUGUUAACUACUCAUCUGAAGAGGCUAAAGAACACUGGUAUUAUAGUCAUGGUGAAACACUCUUACAAACUCCCCAACCCUAAUAAAGCUAUAGCUUCUUCAUCUUCUUCUGGUGGUGGUGGUGUUGCUUUUCUGUCGGUGCCGGAGAAGAAAAGCCCUGGUCGCCCACCUAAGCCCAAGCCUUUAGGAACCCAACCUACAUUGCCUAAAAGAAGCCCUGGUCGUCCUCCCAAAACCAGGCCACCAGUUGUUGGACCUGAGAGGAAGAGGCCCCGUGGGCGCCCACCGAAACCCAAGCCCAUUCUUAUUCCCGGUUCGAAUGGGUUCGUUACACAGCCCAACCCAAAACGGCAAUCGAAAAAGCCCAGGCCCAUAGCUGUUACUCCAUUGUACGGUUUCCUUCCACCAAAGCAACCGAGGAAGUCACCGAAAGUAAGGCUCUUUGUGGAUACCGACAUUACCGGAAAAGGUGCCGUAGCUGGAAUUCCUAGGUCUAGAGGUCGACCACGGAAGAACACUGUACUAUCGUCUUCCGGCGAUGUUGGAGCAAGUACAAGUGCAAGUAUUCGGCAGCAGUGGUUGUGA